GAGAGAGAGAGAGAGAGAGAGAGAGAGAGAGAGAGGGAGAGGGAGAGAGAGACAGAAGGAGAGAGAUAGAGAGAGCAGAGCAGAGGCUGGAGAGCAGUGCGUCUCACACAGAGGUGAGACCGGAGGAGAGGGACUCUACCCGGGGACACAGAGGACGGUAAACCCGCCUGAACUCACUCUACGCACUAAGAAAUACCUGUGAAAUACUAUAUGUAUCGACUAAUUAUACAGUAUUGGGAUGCGCCACUCGUGCGUUAAAAAGCCUGGCACCGUCUCCAGAACGCACACGAAGCACCGGGAGGAACCCAUACAUAACCAUCGUUAAACCUUAUUGUUGGACACUGUCAACCUUUUUCAAUACUCGUUUAAAAUCUCUGCACCGGGGGAGGACAGAGUCAGAAGGAGGAGGAGGGGAAGGAAAAACAAAACGCAUCAUCGGCAGACUUGAUGUGUUUUUUUACGCCGACUUCCGAAAAAGAAAAAGUGAAGGAAGGAAGGAACCCGAGUGGAGAUUAAACAAAGUGUAAAUGUUUUGAACUGGAAAUGAAUAAUCAACCCUGACAAAGCUGACAGCGGGUGGUUCAUUGAGUGAGCGUGAGGCAGAGCGUCCGGAGCGUUUUCACACCAAAGACACCAAACAGAUUCCACAUUUAACUGCGGACCAAUUCUCCGAGGGUGAGAUAUUUUUUCCUCCGGAGCAAAACCCAUCUGACAGGAUUAUUAUUUAUGCAUAUGAUUUCCUCGCAUCACACUCUGUAACUAUAACUGUGCAGUGAGUUGGAGGAGGUGAGAGCGCAUGGAAACAGUUUACAUCUUCUCUAUUUUUUUGUAACAUCCCAGAAACUACAAAGAAUCUGUGAAACUACUGACCCUGAAUGAACUAGUGGACCUGCAGAUGCGUUCUUAGUGACUUGCUGGUGGUCCCUGGACCUCAGUUUGGGAAAAGAGGAAAGACUGAUCUCUUCUUUCUACUCUGCAGUGAUGUAAUGGAGGGUUAACACACCUUAACUUGACCUUUUUGUUUGCUGAACUGUGCAUAAUUAACUUUUUAGGGUCAAUGACAAAUUCAUGUGGUGUCUGAAAACUAAGUCCAAUACACUAAUGUUUCUCUCAAAAAAUCAUUUAUAAUUUAAAAGAGAACAAACAGUCCAAGGCACUCUUUCUUUAAAAGCCUUUAUUUAGAUGGCUAUUUCAUAUCCAAAUCUUACAUUAAAAGUAGACCUUGGCAGCAACCCACGCUCAUCGGCACAAAGCAGCCUUCUUCACUUUUUUUCUUCCUAAUUUAUAAUUUCAUUUGAAAUUAAAGUUGUUUUUUUUUUAAUCCCACAAUGCUCAGAGACUCUUAGUGCGUCUUCAAAACAUGGAGAAUGUGUCCAUCCCUGGCGGUGCGCCACCGCCAGUCUGCAACGACUCGGUGGACUUUUACUCCCUCGCGUCAGGCAACCGCACUGACCCGAACUGCACUCCUCCAUCUGAGUUUUACUUCUACGCUGACCUUUACAUAAUUUUACCGGUCAUCUACUCUGUAAUCUGUGCAGUGGGGCUGACAGGCAACACGGCUGUCAUCUACGUGAUCCUCAAAGCCCCCAAGAUGAAAACGGUCACCAACAUGUUCAUCCUGAACUUGGCCAUCGCCGACGACUUGUUCACUCUGGUAUUGCCGAUCAACAUAGCCGAACACCUGCUGCACUACUGGCCUUUUGGCGAGGUUUUGUGCAAAGUCAUCCUGAGCAUCGACCAUUACAACAUCUUCUCCAGCAUCUAUUUCCUGACAGUUAUGAGCAUUGACCGCUACCUGGUGGUUUUGGCCACAGUGAGGUCCAAGCGCAUGCCGUACCGCACCUACCGAGCAGCCAAAAUCAUCUCGCUCUGCGUCUGGAUCCUGGUCAUCCUCAUCGUCCUGCCUUUCAGCGUUUUCGCUGGCGUAUACAUGAACCCAAACGACGGCAGAAAGAGCUGCGUGCUCAGCUUCCCCAGCCCAGAGAGUUUGUGGUUCAAAGCAAGCCGGAUCUACACGCUGAUCCUGGGCUUUGCCAUCCCUGUCUCAACCAUCUGCAUCCUGUACACCAUGAUGCUAUACAAGCUGAGGAACAUGCGGCUCAACAGCAACGCCAAGGCGCUGGACAAGGCCAAGAAGAAAGUCACCAUCAUGGUGUUCAUCGUCUUGGCCGUGUGCCUGUUCUGCUGGACGCCGUUCCACCUCAGCACCAUCGUGGCUCUGACCACGGAUCUGCGGACUACGCCGCUCCUGAUCGGCAUCUCCUACUUCAUAACCAGCCUGAGCUACGCCAACUCCUGCCUCAACCCAUUCCUCUACGCCUUCCUGGACGACAGCUUCCGGAAGGCCUUCAAGAAAAUGUUGGAAUGUAGACCGGCCUGACUGUAUGACGCAGGGAAAAACCUGUCGCAGAGGUCCGUGGAGACUUGCUGAGCGAGGACAUGGACUGUGAUGAAUUUUUGAUUUGAUUUGGUUCGCUUUGUUAAAGCUGCACUAGGCAACCUUGCGCAUUGUUUGCACAUGAUAGAAAAUCUUUCGUUUAUCUUCGAUACAUAGCAAACAUCUAAGAUUAUGCCUGUAAACGGCGCACAGCAUCCUGUGACAAAAACCCAUCUAUAAAUGCUUUAUACUAGGGAUCGACUGAUACUGUUUUUCCAAGGCUGAUUCCGAUUAUUAGUAGUUCAUGAAACCGAUAACCAAUUUUUGGAACCGAUAUGCAUAUACAGUGAAAAUGAAAAUCUUUAAGUCAAAAUUAAGAUUUUGGAAUGUUACAUACUCCAACACAAAACUUUCUUUAAAAGCUUUAAGCAAUUAUUUAUUAUAUUAGAAACUUUCAACACA
Messenger RNA from Sander lucioperca (pikeperch), 2839 nucleotides. It is a transcript of the gene npbwr2b, whose product is annotated as neuropeptides B/W receptor 2b. Gene Ontology annotation, molecular function: neuropeptide binding; neuropeptide receptor activity. The record is from RefSeq and is a predicted model, not a curated record. Lineage: Eukaryota; Metazoa; Chordata; Actinopteri; Perciformes; Percidae. Gene Ontology annotation, cellular component: membrane; neuron projection. Bases 1361 to 2380 code for a protein of 339 amino acids. Gene Ontology annotation, biological process: neuropeptide signaling pathway. The transcript has 2 exons.